Messenger RNA from Aspergillus terreus NIH2624, 4458 nucleotides. Its product is annotated as putative GTPase activating protein (Tsc2). Gene Ontology annotation, molecular function: GTPase activator activity. The record is from RefSeq and is a predicted model, not a curated record. The transcript has 2 exons. Gene Ontology annotation, cellular component: nucleus; TSC1-TSC2 complex; cytoplasm. NCBI's taxonomy places the organism in Eukaryota, Fungi, Ascomycota, Eurotiomycetes, Eurotiales, Aspergillaceae. Gene Ontology annotation, biological process: negative regulation of TOR signaling; positive regulation of GTPase activity; regulation of small GTPase mediated signal transduction. Bases 1 to 4458 code for a protein of 1485 amino acids.
AUGGGUCCUGGGCUAAUCAAUCCCGCGGAGCGGGUAUCGAAAUCGGUCCAGUGGUUUUCGCCGGAGCAAUCUCUCGCUCUCUGGGAAGCAGGCUCAUACUUGAUACAACAUGCGGAGUCGGCGGAAGCUCGGAAGGGCGGCUCUUCCUUGCUAGAAGCAAUUGCGGCUCGCCAGGAUCUAACGCCAGCAGCCAGACGUGUGGUCUUUGAGGCGAUAUCUCAGCCAUCGGAACCUGAUGUGAUACCAGCACGGAUCCAGUCAUUGGUAUCGCUGUCGGACCACGGCAGAAAGCUCGAAUUCACCACCUCGUCCAUCCUUCCAAUCAUCUCGUCCUGUGUAGUUCCGCUCUAUGAAUUGAUAUCCACGGCCCGGCUAAAAGCAAGAAAGUCCAAAGUCCCGAAAGCGAACGGCCUCGGUUAUGACGACGAUACUCUAGACGACCUCCUCCAAUUCGCGGUUGACGUGAUCACUCUCCAACGAAAGCCCCCGAGUAGCGAGGAAGUCGAGGCUCUCCUGGAGCAAAUGUUCACGGUAUGCAGGAAGACUAGCGUCGCGGCCGACAUCAAAAAUUGUUUAGCUGUAUUUGACUCCAUCAUCCUGUAUGCUGACGUCCCCGACGGAAGUCUUGUCCCGAUGUUGGAGGUGCUCUGCAGCAUUCAUGCCUCUGUAAAAUCGCUGUCUGGCCCGACAUCACGAGCGGUUAGAAAUCUUGCAAAAUCCAAAAGGCAGGGUGAAAUGCUUAACGCCCUCUAUUCGUUUUUACUGGAGACUUCUGAGGAGAAGGCUCAGACUUUGAACGUUCUCCGCGGCGCGGUUCACGUCUUCACGGAUAUCAUUCGAGCCCAUGGCCAGGAUGGAAUCCCCUCAUUGGAAUUCGAUAACCUGAUCAACUCUCUUCACGAGGUGCUCAAGGUCGCCGCAAGGAAGGACGAUGGAAGAUUAGAGGCUGACAUCCUGGAGUUGUGCCUAAACGUGUUGGAAGGAGAGUACGCUCACGUGGCCUUGACCAGAGGCUGGUCAGGUUUUGCCGACCUGAUGAUUUCGUGUUCCCUCAGGGCUGUCGACGAACUCGAAGAGCGUCCCGCACCCUCAUCCAGUUCUCAGCUUCUUCACACACGGGGCAGUAUCCAGGAUGAUACCAAGUCCAACAUCCUUUCCAGCAUAAUCCAGAUCACAUCUGCUUUGGAAUCUCUUUGGGAACGCAUGGAUGAACCGCAGAAAUUGGAUGCCACACGUUUCCUGAUGAACGUCUCACAGCACCUUGAGCCUCCUCAGGCCGAGCUUAUUCUUGGUACGAUGAGGACCGAGAGGCUUUGUGACCCUGGUAGUCCCGGUUGGGUUCAGCAUUGCCAAAGGCUUAUCCGCUGCUUCGUUCGAUCCCGUACUAAACCCUCUGAUAUCCGCAUCCUCGCCUUGGACACUGUGAAAGAACCUUUCUUGGAUCCCGAUCACUUGGCUCACUUCGAAGCGCAGGGGUUAUUGAACCUUAUGCUAGAAAACUUUGCCGAUGAGGACGACCUUCUAUUCCUGGAAUCAUUGGUGUCUUUUCUUGUCGAUAUCUCCGUUCUUACUAGGGACGAGGGUACUUUUCAAAAUUUGGUGGACACUAUCAGCUCACAAAUGAGUAAAGAUCCAAGCAAAGAAGCAUCGCAGGGCACCGAGUCUCCGUCGUCCAUGACUUCUUCUCAGCAUCUUUCGUCUGUUAACAUUAUGCUGGAGACGUCUUUGGCCAAUGUUUGUGCGCUUGGGUUGGUCAAGAUAUUUCUUCGAGUUUUGAAUCAGUCGGCAACCAAAUCAGCCAUCACCUUUGAAGCGCUCCUGCAUGUCGCCGAAUCUCCCAACCGACCGGCGGACUCUCGCUUGACAGCCUUGAGGUUGUUGUUUAGGCUUCGAUGUGAUUCGACAGGCUCUAUCACGGUCAUUAGCGCACCCGAAGAAGACUUCGUCUUUAAUACCUCCAGUCGAAACUCAGAUCUUACUCCCAAAGCGCAAUCCUCUUCCGAGGAUCAUGCUUCUGACAAUGUCGUGGAGAUCGACCAGAGGCCACCAGUGCAAAGCAGACACCCCAGUAGGGAUCAAUCCGCCAGCCUUCCGACCAAGUCAGCGACACGAAAUGCAAGCCUGCCUUUACGCACAUCCAAACCUACGCCUCCCGUGUGGACCUAUGCUUCGCUCCAGGUUCUUCCAGAAGACCCUCCUGUAGCAUCGAGCCCGUUCGUCUAUGCCUAUGCUACCCCCAACACCUCCCCUGAUACCGAAUCGGACCCCGCGCCCAGAGUAGCCUUGAAGGCCAAUAUGUGGUUGGAGACCGUGAUUACACUGCUGCAGCGCGAGAUGAAUUGGGAUCUAUACAGUUAUGUUCUGACUCACCUUGCACCUCAGCUACGUAACAGGGGUUUCUUCAGCAAUGCAGUUCCUCAAAUCAAAUUGCUGCGGAGCAUUAUGUGUGAUCAAGUCAAGAAUGACUCUUUCCGCGAACCUCCAGCGUCGACGGGGGUCAAGAAAACCGAUGUGGCUAGCUACAUAUUCGAGUCCCUCUGCGUCCUCAUCAGUUACCAUGAGUUCUUCGCCAAAAGUGAAGAAGACGAGCUUGUUCGUGCGUUUAUGCUGGGUAUCAUUGGAUCGUGGGGCGGUACUUCCCGUGGAUGUAUCCAUGCUCUCUCCAUCUGUUGCCAUGAGAUUCCUCUCUCUGUGACGAAAUCACUGAAUGGCAUCCUUGAUAAGAUGUCCAAAGUCAUUACGAUGUCCAAUCUCGCCGUGCAUAUCCUCGAGUUCUUGGCGCUUCUGGCCCGACUUCCGGAUGUUUACAUCAAUCUACGGGAAGAGGAGAUACGCACGGUUUUUGGAAUUUGUAUCCGGUUGCUCCAGACAUCACGCGAGCAGAGGUUCAAGUCUUCUGAGUCUCCUAUUCGAAACGCCCAAGUUUCGACCAGACUUGGAAGCGGCAUGCGAGAGACUACGGCUUUGCCCCCUGACAUGUCGGACCCCUCUCUUCAGGACGGAAUGUCGCGGUACAUCUACACACUAACUCACCAUGUCAUGGUCUUCUGGUUCUUGUCCCUCAAACUACAGGACCGGGCAAAGCAAGUCAACUGGAUCACCAGUAGACUUAUCUUCAAGGAUGAACAUGGCAAAGAAAUGGUCGAAGAGCAAAGUCAGGUCUUCCUCGACUUGAUGCAAAGAGUCGCUUUCACUGACCUGGGUGAAACCAUUCCGUAUGAGACGUUCCCCCCGUCCCCUGCUGACGGGCCUGUGAUGAAAAAGUCAUGGGUGGUGGGAAUGAGCAUAGUCACUGUUGAGACAGCUGGAGUGUCUGGCUUGACCCAAAUCACUAAGCGGCAGGCAUCAGGAACCACAUAUGCGAUGUACCAACAGCGUACUGCACCUGUUCUUCCACACCAAGUCCCGCCCACCCCAGAUGCCCAUCUUCAUGGUGACGAUAUGCGCACUGCCGUGCUCCCAAGCCAUAUUAUGCUUCAGUUGACGACUACCGCGUUUCCUACGCCAACCUCGAUGCAGCCAAUCCCCCUUCCUGAAGACGAUAUCACCCGCCGUGCCCUAAGCACAUUCGACAGGAAUGACAUCGUGGAUGGACACAAAAUUGGGGUGCUCUAUAUGGACAAUGGCCAAUCGACGGAAGCGGAGAUUCUUUCCAAUACGCACGGAAGCGCCGACUAUGAGUACUUCCUGUCCAAGCUGGGAACCAAGGUCCCGUUGAAAGGCGCACAGUUCAAUACUCAGGGCUUGCACGCCGAUUUCGAUGGCGACGCUACCUACGCCUGGCGCGAUCGGGUGACUGAGAUUGUUUAUCACGUGGCGACCAUGAUGCCGACCAAUUUCGACAAUGAUCCCACGUGUAUCAACAAGAAACGCCACAUAGGAAACGAUUUCGUCAAUAUCAUUUUCAAUCGUUCGAACAAUCCCUACCACUUCGAUACGAUCCCUUCUCAGUUCAACUUCUUCAAUAUCGUGAUUAGUCCUGUGUGUCGUAUCGCACAUGAGAGCGCGACUAACAAUGUGGAUGCGUGUGGUUUUGAGAAACUCUCCUACACCGUGCAUGUCAUGACCAAAUCGGGUUUGCCAGAGAUCUCGCCUGCUGCGGCACCCAAGGUAAUCUCCGGGAAGAACCUCGCUGCGUUCGUCCGGUUCCUCGCCUUGAACGCCUCCGUCUUGUCGCAUGUUUGGAACAGCCAGGGUGGCGAGCACGUAUCGUCCUGGCGCAACAGAUUGCGCGAGAUCAAGAGACUUCGAGAGCGGGCUCUGGAAUCUCAGUCCCAGAGUUCCGAGGCCCCAGAGAGUACUUAUCCAGGACAACGUCGCAACACCAAGGCCAAUAUCUACUCUGAGGAGUUGCCGUCGCGGCCUACUCCUUCACGUGCCGAGUUCGCCACCGAUUGGAACGCAUCUACGGACACCAACAUCCUCCAAAACCUGGAUUUCUCGCGCUGGGGACGUUGA